AUGUCAAUGUUUUUUGUUUGAAGUAUUUUUAAGAGGUUACUUUUUAAGGGGUAACUUUUUCCACACAAAGGGUGGUGGGUGUAUUGAACAAACUACGAGUAGGUAGUUGAGGCAGGGGCUAUCCCAACAUUUAAGAAACAGUUAGACUGAUACAUGGAUAGACAGGUUUGAAGAUAUGGACCAAAAGCAGGUAGUGUAACUGGGAUAUGUUGGCGGGUGUGGGCAAGUUGCGUCGAAGGGCCUGUUUUCACACUGUAUCAUUCUAUGACUACAUUCUGCCUCCACCAUGCAUGAAUGCUUCAAAAUCAAAUAGUCGAGUUUUAUUGCCAUAUUCUCAAGCAUAGAAACAUGGAAAAUAGGUGCAGGAAUAGGCCGUUCGGCCUUCGUGUCAGCACUGCCAUUCAAUAUGAUCAUGGCUGUUCAUCUAAAAUCAGUACCUCUUUCCUGUUUUUUACCCAUAUCCCUUGAUGUAGUUAGCCACAAAAGCUACAACUCUCUCUUGAAAACAUCCAGUGGAUUGGCCUCCACUGCCUUCUGUGGCAGAGAAUUCCACAGAUUCACAACUCUCUGCGUGAAGAAAUCUUGUCCUCAUCUCAGUCCUAACUGGCCUACCCUUUAUUCUUAAACUGUGACCCCUGAUUCUGAACUCCCCCAACAUCGGGAACAUUUUUCCUGCAGUUACAGUAAGUGAAAAUCUAGCAGGCAAGCAGGAUGCUUUCUCCAACCACCCCUAUUUGAAGGCCACUAUGUUCCACUGUUUCUACCCAGUGCUUGGUACUUAUUUCCAGCAGCCACUAGUUGUCCUCCAGGAUGCACCGAGCCACAGCCUGAUCCAUGCUGGUCACCUAGGCGAAUUCGGCACAGAGACUCUCUCGGCAGCGGCGCAACGCUUCCGACGCCCCGGGACUCUUGCACUGUGACUGCUCCAUAGCCGGAGCUGCAGCGUGCGACUCGCCAGCCCGGCAAACACUCGCCAGCCCCGGCAAACACUCGCCAGUCUGCAUCUGUCCCCGCCGCUGCUUCUGCUUCCAUCCCUCCCUCAGCUCUGGCUCUAAAACACCCACGGCCCAUUCAAUUGAUAUGAGUUUUGGAAUUUUUGUUAAUCACAGAAUUUCUCACGACAGAGCAUGAGAAAUUUGUGAUCAGCGUGAGAGUGUGAGAAUUUGGCCAAAUGCGUGCUUCUCACAAACUCGUGAGUUUGUACGUUCUCCGCAUGACCUGCGUAGGUUUUCUCCGUGUGUUCCAUUUUCCUCCCGCACUCCAAAGAUGUAAAGGUUUCUAGCUUUAUUGGCUUGGUCUAACUGUAAAUUGUCCCUACUGUGUGUUGGAUGGAGUUAGUGUGUGGGGAUCGAUAGUCAACAUGGACCCAGUGGGCAUAAUGGCCUGUUUCCGUGCUGUAUCUCUAAACUAAAUUAAACUAGACAAUGUUGAGUUAUUACAUUCUGCUUUCUGAUAUUUCUGAAGUCACAGUCAUACAGCCCAGAAAAGGCCCUUUGGCCCAACUUCUCCAUGCCAAUAAAGAUGCCACAUUUAACCUAGUCCCAUUUGCCUGCGUUUGGCCAAAAUCUUUCAAAACAUAGAAACAUCGAAAAUAGGUGAAAGAGUAGGCCAUUCGGCCCUUCGAGACAGCACUGCCAUACAAUAUGAUCAUGACUGAUCAUCCAAAAUCAGUAUCGCGUACCUGCUUUCUCCCCAUAUCCCUUAAUUCCGUUAGCCCUAAGAGCUAUAUCUAACUCUCUCUUGAAUACAUCCAGUGAAUUGCCUUCUGUGACAGAGAAUUCCAUAGAUUCACAACUCUCUGGGUGAAAGCGUUUUUCCUCAUAUCAGUCUUAAAUGGCCUACCCCUUAUUCUUAACUGCGACCCCUGCUUCUGGACUCCCCCAAAAUGGGAACAUUUUUCCUGCAUCUAGACCUACCCAAUCCCUUAAGAAUGUUAUAUGUUUCUAUAAGAUCCCCUCUCAUCAUUUCCUAUCCAUGUUUAUCCCAUGCAAAUUGGAGGAACAGAACCUCAUAUUUCAAUUAAGCUGCUUAAAACAGAGCAGUCUUGAUUUCUCUAAUUUCAAGUUGCUUUCUUGCUUAUCUUUGGAGGGAUAAGAUGUUAGGUUUGGAGGGAUAUGGAUCAAACGCAAGCAGGUGGGACUAGUGUAACUGGGACAUGUUGGUCAGUGUGGGCUAGUAUCACUCUAUGACUCCAUGACAUCAUCCCACUUCUCCUGACCUCGCCCGCCCUGCUGAUUAACAGCACGGAAACAGGCCCUUCGGCCCAUCAAGUCCGCUCUGACCUGCGAUCACCCACAUACACUAACACUAUCCCACACACACUAGGAACAACUUUCAAUUUUACCGAAGCCCAUUAACCUACAAAUUCUUUGGAGUGUCUUUGGAGUGCGUGGGGAAACCGAAGAUCUCGGAGAAAACCCAGGCAGGUCACGGGGAGAACGUUCAAACUCUGUACAGACAAGCCCCACCCUUAGUUGUGAUCGAGCCUGGGCCUCUGGCACUGUGAGGCAGUAGCUUGACCGCUGAGCCACCGCACGUGCCCACCCUGUACUGUUCUAUGUUCAAUGAUCUAUGUUCAAGUACAAUGUCAUUCUUCAAGAUAUCACGUCAUUCUUACAGCGGAAUUUGAUGACAGCACAAAGAGAGGCAUCACAGUUGUUCUUUGUUGGUCCUCUGCACCAUAUUCUUCUAGAAUUAAAUUCCAUCGGGACAGUCAAAGGCAAUCUGCUGUUCAGAGCUGAUACGUCCGUGAAUCCCACUCUGUUGAUUUCUAUAACGGUCACUGUAAGGGCAACGACAUAAAAUGUUCAACUUUUUGGACAUAUUUCGUACAAGGCGUCCCAGCCACGAAUUCUUCCUCAAGUCGGAAGACAAUGAUGACUUGCUGAGAGGCAAAGUUUAUAUCAAACAGAUUAAGGAUUUCGGAAAGGUGUUGCUGAAAACUUAUCUGCCAUUGAGUAACAGGCUGCAGGCAGCGGCUUCAUUGGGCAUAAUAAGUUAUACAGGUGGGCCGGAGGCUGCCAACUGUGUGCAGGCCUACAUCGAGCCUCUCCUGCGCUACCUGAACCAGACCAUAUACACGGAGAAGGACCAGAUCACAGUCCUCCAGAGCUUGUCGGGGAUCUGCUACAACAACACCGCCAACCAGAGUACCGUGGUGGACCAGCAGCUCCUGACCACUCUGGUGUCCUUGAUCAGCAGUAGGAACAGUAUUGUCACGUCCAUCAAGGUCAAGUUCUGGGCCUGCUACCUGCUCCACAUCUUGUGCUGCAACAACAUUCCCAUAAUCCGGCGCCUGAAUAAGGCCAAGUAUCUGCACUCCAGUCUCAUACAUUUAUCCGAGCUCUCUUGGUUUGGUUGGCCGAACAAUUAUGCCCAAGUGUUGAUCUACAUUCUAGGGUUUGAGAAGCAAAACCCAGCUUUGUAGCGACAUUUCAAAAUGUCCAUUAAAGUCACUUAAUACUUCAAUCUUCAGAUUCUUUUCAUGAAACACAAUGAUUUAACGUAAAUAAAAUCACCGUUUUGUUGGGAACAACUGUGUCUUCUUCCAGUGUAAGGCCAUCAACACACAUUUAUUGGGAC
Messenger RNA from Leucoraja erinaceus (little skate), 3582 nucleotides. RefSeq names its product armadillo-like helical domain-containing protein 2. The transcript is spliced from 2 exons. NCBI's taxonomy places the organism in Eukaryota, Metazoa, Chordata, Chondrichthyes, Rajiformes, Rajidae. The record is from RefSeq and is a predicted model, not a curated record. The coding region runs from base 2804 to 3427 and encodes 207 amino acids.